Messenger RNA from Dermochelys coriacea (leatherback sea turtle), 1759 nucleotides. RefSeq lists its product as uncharacterized. The transcript has 6 exons. Lineage: Eukaryota; Metazoa; Chordata; Testudines; Dermochelyidae. The coding region runs from base 178 to 951 and encodes 257 amino acids. The record is from RefSeq and is a predicted model, not a curated record.
CUCCAGCGGAGAGGCACCAUCUCGCUCGCUGCUGCCUCCCACGACCCUUGCUGCAGGCCGCGAGAGAAGCUCCUCCCACCACGUCCCUGCUGGGUGCAGAAGGUCUGAUCAGUGUGAGCUCACCAUCCCUCUCCAGGCUCCUACUCCUCCGAAGAAGCUCCAGUCUCAUCUGCUGCCAUGUUUCCUAGAGGGCCAUGUGGAUUGGUCCUAGCUCUCUUUUGGCUGGCACUCAGCACAGUCCACUCAGCGGCUAACUCUUCCCAGAUGUGCCCAACUCAGCAGCCAGGUGUCUCAGUCUGGCCUGUCCAUUCCUGCUCCAUCCCUGAGGGCUCCUCUGUGCAGAUCCCAGUGAGCAUUUCCAGAAGCAUGCCUGAAGUGUGUAAGAGAAACCCCUACACUUCCCAGUGCGACAUCAUCUUGGUUCUAAGAAGCCAGAAGCCACAAUAUUUCAGCAGCAACUUUGAAGGCCACAUCACCUUGUCGAAUAAGUACUUCACUGUUGAGAACAUGAGCAAAUGGCUUGAAGGAGACUAUCAGAUUAAGCACUGGAAUGGAACCAUUACAGCAUCUGUCUCCCUGACGAUGGCUGAUCCUACCCUAUUCUCGCCUUCCACACCAGGGAGCCCCAAGGUUACUGAGAGAUCUGCCAAUGGGACUGCAGAAAGGAAGAAUCCAGCAAACUCCAACCACUAUGCCUAUUUGGCUCUGUUAGUGGUGCCUUUUAUGGUAGUUGGUUGGGUGCUAUGGAAAUAUGUGAGACGGCACAGUCCAGAUGGACGAAGAUUCACAAGUGUAAAUGUAGACACUGAUGAACAUAUACACCACAACGGACAUGGACACACCAAUGAACAUGGCUGUGCUACUGUGCCUCUCUCGCAGGGAGCUGGGGCUGAACUGCACAGGCUCUCUGGUGAGGAGAAUCCUCCACAAGCAGUGACUACCCCCUCCUAGCACAUGAUGCACAUGGGGGCAGACAGACAUCAUCUGCCUCAGCAGUGUGGUCCACAUGCAUUUUUUCCCUGCAAAUGGUGCAGGGGCUGGUGCUGGUAACCUCAGUUUCUGACUUUCAAUUCAAUUCACAGUGCCUGAUUCCUCCUUGCUCUGUCUUAUUACUGACAGUUUUUCAUGCCUGGUGCAGGUCUCCAAGGCCCUUCCGGGAAGGGCUGAGAUUUAUAUAAUUGGCAGAGACCUACAGCCCACUUCUCACGUUAAUCCAUCCUGUGGUUGAGCUGGGACAAUCUGCAGACUUGGGCAGAUGUCCCAAUAUCAGUCACACGCAGGGCAGCUCCCCCCACAAGGCUCUCUAAAGAUUCAGGCACAUGUUGCUGCAUCGGUUACACCCAGGGCAGCUCCUGCCUCUCAGAGCAAUUGCCUCAGGCUCUCUGCAAACCCAGGAGAUGUCACUGCAUCAGCUACACUCAGGUGACAUUGUCAGAUUUUUCUCUGCAUCUCCGAGAGCUAGCAACAUAGUGGUGGUGUUUUAUUAAAAGUGGGAUUCUGCUGUAAUCACAUGACUCCAGAAGUUGCCCUACUAGUAGAUUUAUAGUGCCUAUACCUUUUAAUCCAGUCCCGGGCAGAGACUUGAUAUCUCAACAAACACAUUCCCAUUUCAAUGUGCUUGGUGUAUAUCUAUCUAUGUCAGGGGUGGCCAACUGGUGGCUCCGGAGCCACAUGAGGCUCUUCACAAGUUAAUAUGUGGCUCCUUGUAUAGGCACCGACUCCGGGGCUGGAGCUACAGGCACCAACUUUCCAAUGUGCC